Messenger RNA from Suncus etruscus (white-toothed pygmy shrew), 1018 nucleotides. RefSeq names its product peptidylprolyl isomerase E (gene PPIE). Bases 6 to 911 code for a protein of 301 amino acids. NCBI's taxonomy places the organism in Eukaryota, Metazoa, Chordata, Mammalia, Eulipotyphla, Soricidae. The transcript has 10 exons. The record is from RefSeq and is a predicted model, not a curated record. Gene Ontology annotation, cellular component: intracellular membrane-bounded organelle. Gene Ontology annotation, biological process: protein peptidyl-prolyl isomerization; protein folding. Gene Ontology annotation, molecular function: peptidyl-prolyl cis-trans isomerase activity; RNA binding.
CCAAGAUGGCCACCACCAAGCGUGUUCUCUACGUAGGUGGACUUGCAGAGGAGGUAGAUGACAAAGUUCUUCAUGCUGCUUUUAUCCCUUUUGGAGACAUCACAGAUAUUCAGAUUCCAUUGGAUUAUGAAACAGAAAAGCAUCGAGGAUUUGCUUUUGUUGAAUUUGAGUUGGCAGAGGAUGCUGCAGCGGCUAUCGACAACAUGAAUGAAUCUGAGCUCUUUGGACGGACAAUCCGUGUCAAUCUAGCAAAACCAAUGCGGAUCAAAGAAGGUUCUUCCAGACCAGUUUGGUCAGAUGAUGACUGGCUGAAGAAGUUUUCUGGGAAGACUCUUGAAGAGAAUAAGGAGGAAGAAGGGUCAGAGCCUCCCAAAGUAGAAAACCAGGAGGGAGAACCUGUAGCGAAGAAGGCACGUGUCACCCCCCAAGUGUACAUGGACAUCAAGAUCGGGAAUAAGCCUGCUGGCCGUAUCCAAAUCCGUCUACGUUCUGAUGUAGUGCCCAUGACAGCAGAGAAUUUCCGCUGCCUGUGCACCCACGAGAAGGGCUUUGGCUUCAAGGGAAGCAGCUUCCACCGAAUCAUCCCCCAGUUCAUGUGCCAGGGCGGCGACUUCACCAACCACAACGGCACUGGUGGCAAGUCCAUCUAUGGCAAGAAGUUUGACGAUGAGAACUUCAUCCUCAAGCAUACGGGGCCAGGCUUGCUCUCCAUGGCCAAUUCAGGCCCCAACACCAAUGGCUCCCAGUUUUUCCUGACGUGCGACAAGACAGACUGGCUGGACGGCAAGCACGUGGUGUUUGGGGAAAUCACAGAGGGCCUAGAUGUUUUACGGCAGAUUGAGGCCCAGGGCAGCAAGGAUGGGAAACCCAAGCAGAAGGUGCUCAUUUCAGACUGCGGGGAAUUCGUGUGAACAAGCACCCUGAGCCAAGAGCUAUCAGCCAUGAAAACAGCCGAGGGGUGCCCCUUACAAGGCAGAGGCAUCCUAACUUCCCAUGGGGAUUGCUAGGAGCAGCCAGG